Messenger RNA from Volvox carteri f. nagariensis, 291 nucleotides. RefSeq lists its product as uncharacterized. Lineage: Eukaryota; Viridiplantae; Chlorophyta; Chlorophyceae; Chlamydomonadales; Volvocaceae. Gene Ontology annotation, biological process: photoreactive repair. Gene Ontology annotation, molecular function: FAD binding; DNA binding. The record is from RefSeq and is a predicted model, not a curated record. The annotation marks the transcript as partial. The transcript is spliced from 2 exons.
GGCGCCGCCCGCAAACCUGCCGUAAUGUGGUUUCGGAACGAUCUCCGGUUGCACGACAAUCCUGUCUUAGAUCGUGCCUGCCGCGAGGGCACCUCCGUACUACCCGUGUACGUGCUUGACCCACGUGACUACGGAAAGGGACCCAAUGGCUUCGGUCGCACGGGGCCCACCCGCGCCCAGUUCAUCAUGGAUGCCGUACAGGACCUCCGCUCCCGCCUUCGGGCAGCCGGUAGUGACCUCAUUGUACGGAUGGGGCACCCCGAGGAGGUGGUUCCGGAGCUAGCCCGUGUG